Megalobrama amblycephala (Wuchang bream) is the source of this 3856-nucleotide messenger RNA. It is a transcript of the gene maco1b, whose product is annotated as macoilin 1b. Lineage: Eukaryota; Metazoa; Chordata; Actinopteri; Cypriniformes; Xenocyprididae. The record is from RefSeq and is a predicted model, not a curated record. Gene Ontology annotation, cellular component: rough endoplasmic reticulum membrane. The transcript is spliced from 11 exons. Gene Ontology annotation, biological process: neuronal signal transduction. Bases 224 to 2302 code for a protein of 692 amino acids.
GUCAGUCACAUCUGUCUAGGCCCGUGUCUGUGCGUCUGCGCGAGAGAAGGAGGAGGGUCUUCCACUCAGUCUUUUUAUUUAUUUCUUUGUUUCCAGCUGAAAAAAAACAACAACCACCGCGGUAUAUUUCUCUGCGGGACCGCCAAUGUUUCCCCACCGAAUAAGACACAGCCCUGGACUACACUGCUGUACGUAUUAAAGAGCCCGAUUUAAGGGGGCGAGGAUGAAGCGGCGCAAUGCGGACUGCAGCAAGCUCCGACGGCCCUUAAAACGGAACCGAAUCACCGAGGGGAUCUACGGCAGUACGUUCCUGUACCUGAAGUUUCUGGUGGUCUGGGCGCUGGUGCUGCUGGCAGACUUCGUGCUGGAGUUCCGCUUCGAGUACCUCUGGCCUUUCUGGCUUUUCAUUCGCAGUGUUUACGACUCCUUCAGAUACCAGGGCCUGGCUUUCUCAGUGUUUUUUGUGUGUGUGGCGUUCACAUCAGAUAUUAUAUGUCUGCUGUUCAUCCCAGUGCAGUGGCUGUUCUUUGCAGCCAGCACGUAUGUGUGGGUACAGUACGUCUGGCACACAGAGCGAGGGGUCUGCCUCCCCACUGUGUCGCUUUGGAUACUUUUUGUUUAUAUUGAGGCAGCUAUCAGAUUUAAAGAUUUGAAGCACUUCCACGUGGACUUGUGUCGCCCGUUUGCAGCGCACUGUAUCGGGUACCCGGUGGUGACGCUGGGCUUUGGUUUUAAGAGUUAUGUAAGUUAUAAGAUGCGUUUGCGGAAACAGAAAGAAGUGCAGAAAGAGAACGAAUUUUACAUGCAGCUGCUGCAGCAGGCACUUCCUCCAGAACAACAGCUCAUACAGAGACAAGAGAGGGAAGCAGAGGAGGCAGCAUCUAAAGGCAUUCAAGAUGUAGACUCUCCAGCCGUGGCACAGAACGGCUCGGCGGGCAGUAAAAAGCCCUCGUCCAACACGUUACCAGAGCUGGAAUACAGAGAGAAAGAACGAGGCAAGAACGAGUCCAAAAAGCAACACAACCACAACCAGAACCAUCACAGCAGCACCAGCAGCAGCAUCUUACCGUCAGUAGACAGUAAAGCUCAGGAGAUGGAGUACAUGGAGAACCACGUGAACAGUAAGAGACUGAGCAGCUCAGAUCUGCUGGGCAGCACUGAGAAUCUGCUGAAAGAUGAACACUCUUCAUCCUCCUCCUCUUCAUCCUCCUCCAACUCCAACAAAAAUUACAAAAAUGCCAGCGGAGGAGGAGGAGGAGGAGGAGGAGGGAGCUCCUCGCCCCGGGGACACGGAACAGCCAACGGCAGCGUGCCGUCUUCCUCCGGGCCUUCGUCCUCUUCCUCGAGUAAGGGGGACAGAAAACAGAAGUGUGGAGGAGGGAAGAACGCGACGUCGCACAGAGACCCUGUGGAAAACUGCAUUCCCAACAAUCAGCUGAGCAAACCCGAGGCGCUCGUCAGGCUGGAGCAGGACGUUAAGAAGCUGAAGGCAGAUCUGCAGGCGAGCAGACAGACCGAACAGGAUCUGCGCAGUCAGCUGGGCUCUCUGGGCAGCUCUGAACGCAGCAUACGCUCCGAGCUCGGUCAGCUGCGUCAGGAGAACGAACUGCUGCAAAACAAACUUCACAACGCUGUGCAGGCGAAGCAGAAGGACAAGCAGACAGUGGGGCAGCUGGAGAAGCGUCUGAAGGCAGAACAGGACGCUCGUGCUGCAGCAGAGAAACUGUUAGCAGAGGAAAAGAAACGCAAGAAGCUGGAGGAGGCCACGGCGGCCCGUGCUGUCGCUCUCGCUGCUGCAACCAGGGGUGAGUGCACAGAGUCUCUGAGGAGGAGGAUUUCUGAGUUGGAGACGGAGUGUAAGAAACUCACACUUGACAUCAAGGUGAAAGAGGAUCAAAUCAGAGAGCUGGAGCUCAAAGUUCAAGAACUACAUAAAUAUAAGGAGAGCGAGAAGGACACAGAGGUUCUGAUGUCAGCGCUGUCAGCCAUGCAGGAUAAGACCCAGCACCUGGAAAACAGCCUCAGUGCUGAGACCCGAAUUAAGCUGGACCUCUUCUCUGCCCUCGGAGACGCUAAGAGACAGCUGGAGAUCGCACAAGGUCAGAUUCUGCAGAAAGACCAGGAGAUUAAAGACCUGAAGCAGAAGAUAGCCGAGGUGAUGGCCGUCAUGCCCAGUGUGGUGUAUUCCUCAGACACGGGCAGCAUGACCCCCGUCACGCCCCACUACUCCUCCAAGUUCAUGGACACCAGCCCGUCCGGACUGGACCCCAACGCCUCCGUUUACCAGCCCAUGAAAAAAUGAAUGCUCGUUUCCCACACACACACACACACACACACACACACACACACACACACACACACACACACACACACACACACACACACACACACACACACACACACACACACACACACACACGGUCUUCUCUGGUUGUUUUUUUCCUCCAUAGGCCCAGAUUCAGAUUCAUCUUUGGCAUGUCUGUGGCUCAAAUUGCUUUUUCGUUUUGGUUUUUCGUCUUCUCUUACUACAGCUUCUUGCCUGGUCAGAAGGAUAUCGUAUUGUGUGACUGUAUUUGUUGUAGUAAAAAUACAAAAGACAAAAAAGAAGACUUUUAAGGGACAUCACACGUCGAGUAGGAAACUGCCGUUUCUUUUCUCUUGUAAAUGUCUAGAAACCUCACAGAAGUCGGUGAGUAUCUUCCCUCAGUCCAUUCAGAGACCGGCCUCCCGGAUUUCGGCCUUGAUUUUUACUAUUUUUGGAGGGGGGUGAAGCGGGGCAGGUGCGAGAUCCGUCGUCCCAGGUGCUCUACCCCAUAUUUCAGAGGCAAGAAGAGCUUUACUCAAGAAUGUCACCAUCUAAUAUGACCAGAAUGUAACGCAACGUAAAAACAAACGUCCCAGAAACAACGCGACUCUGACGCAAAACGAUUCCGAUCGGAUCCGGAGCCGUUCGGUUCUUCCUCGUGGUACAAACACAGUCCAGCGGCGUAAUCACCAACCACAGAUAAUCAGUGCCUUCAUAUGGGACCUCGUGGGUGGAACCGAAAGAUCUCGCCCCCCCUCAACCAAACAUCUUUUGCAAACGGAUCACCAGCCCAUCGGCGUGACGACUCUUGCUCCGCGCUUGUGAAUUCGGUCAUUUGUUUACAUUUAUUUAUUUAUCCGGCGUGGCACUAUUGCACUGUCGACUUCAGCGAGAGUAUGAAAACGCAGGUUUCUUUAUCGUAUUGACCAUCUUUCAGUAUCGGACGGAAGCUGGUGUGGUCCAGUGCCAACUGAGUAGAAAAGUGUUUCAGAUCCAUCAGGUUACUGGCUGGUCCAAUGAUCGGAAGCUAGAGGACUGUAUUAUUAUUAUUAUUAUUAUAUAGUUUGUUUAUUGUUUUCAGAGAAAUACUUGGUUGUGCCACUUGAUGGCGCCAUUGUGACUUUAAACCUGUUGGACUGGUGGAAAGAUCCCAUCGUCGCAGAUCCAGACACCUGCUAAGCGUGAAGUAUUACCGGGCUGAAGGGAGUGUCCCGAGCCGACCCGGCAGAUUUGUGUUAAUGGAAGCCAGUUCUGAAGGACACGUGGUCACUGUGUUAGUAUUCCGAUUGGUCAGUGAUGGGCGGGAGGGGGGCGGGGUUAGCCAGUCAGUCCUGUGUGGUAUUGUAGUGCUCUGAGAUGGUUGUUGUUUUUGGUGUCUGUGUUUUUUAAAAUUAUGAUGUGAUGGAGGAAAAGUUUGUAAAGUGGUUUACAUGAAAGAGGGGGGGGGGUAAAGACAGUUGUUUUGUUUUCUUUGCCCGCUGUCACUCCUCGGCUGCGCUCUCUGUGAGGUCUCUGUGAGGUUUCGAGUAAUAAAACAUUUUUUUUCUGGCA